Nakaseomyces glabratus is the source of this 1080-nucleotide messenger RNA. RefSeq names its product Spc42p (gene SPC42). NCBI's taxonomy places the organism in Eukaryota, Fungi, Ascomycota, Saccharomycetes, Saccharomycetales, Saccharomycetaceae. The record is from RefSeq and is a predicted model, not a curated record.
AUGAAUAUUUCUCCAACGCCAAAAAGGUAUAACUCGAGAGGAGAUCGAUAUUAUGCGUCCCAAGCUAGAGGUAAAGUACCGGAGUUUGAACCUUAUAGGAAAUCAGGAUUGAAUUUUAAUGAUGGGUAUAGCGGCAUUAACCCACCUGUGUACAAAAACGGACUUCACUCGAAUUUAGACGAUGAUAAACUGGUACCUGAAGAGAUAAAACUUCAACGUACUGUGAUAAACGACCUUAUUUCUCAAAACAAAGAGCUACAAACAACUGUACAUACCCAACGUGAAGAAAUUGAACGGCUCAAUAUUAUCAUUGGCCAAUUUAGAGCGAAGUUGACAAAAUACAGUGUGAUGAACAGAAAACUAGAGGACGAAUUGAGAGGCUCUGAAAGAUCGUCAAAUGCUUUGAAUAAAGAUAGAAAUGACGAUAGAAAUGACUCGAUUUUAGAGAACUCGUUUGAGAAUGCUGAAGAUUAUAUUCAGAUCCCCAAACUAAGAUAUAAUAGUAAAGGUAAACAGGACAAAAGCCCUCAAACGAAUGAUUUGAACGACAGGCUUAGUCAAUUAGUUCAACUAUUAGAAAAAAGUCAACAGAACAAUUCUACAAAAAUUAACAGCAAUUCCAAUGAUAUGUCACCACCUGUCUGUAGUUCUGCUACACCUCCAGAGAGAAACAAUAAACCAAUUAUGAGUUCCCCGAAAAUACGAGACCCGUCUGAAGAGGAUAUUUUAUGUCAAGAAAGUGCUGAACUAAAAAGUCUUGAGAACCAAAUAGAACUUGUGAAAAAAAAAUUACUAAUAAAAAGAGAGAAUGAACUGAGAAAGCUAUCUUUAGAAAAUGAGCUAAUAGAAUUGAUGGAUCAGCUAUCGACUGAUGCAUCACCCUACAGAUAUGGCAAGAGUAAAGGGAAUUUUAUCUCGACUAGUAAGCACGAAAAACAUGACGAAAAUUUAUCAGAUAUAUAUGGAGAUUAUACAGGGAAAAAUAGCUUGAGAAAGCAUAAUAUUAAACCGUUUAAUCCUAUAAAAAUGGAUAAUAUUCUGGAAACACCAACACCACCUAAUAGAAGAAAUUCUGAAUGA